Messenger RNA from Spinacia oleracea (spinach), 723 nucleotides. RefSeq lists its product as uncharacterized. The record is from RefSeq and is a predicted model, not a curated record. The coding region runs from base 1 to 723 and encodes 240 amino acids. Lineage: Eukaryota; Viridiplantae; Streptophyta; Magnoliopsida; Caryophyllales; Amaranthaceae. The transcript has a single exon.
AUGGGGUCUCUUAAGCAAUUUUGGUUGGGUCUCUUUGCCUAUUUUUGUAGUAGUGAACUCACGGAGAGUUGUAGCGCUCUAAUUCAACACUCAUUUCCCCCAAAACUCAAUGACUCCGGGAGUUUUUCUAUCCCUUGUAGAAUUCAAAAGCUCAAAUUUGAUAAUGCUCUUUGUGAUUUGGGGGCAAGCGUGAGCAUCUUGCCAUAUAAGAUUUAUGAGAAGCUCAAUCGAGGUGAUCUCUCUCCUACCGCUAUGUCAUUGCAACUAGCCGAUCGAUCGGUUAUGUUGCCAUUGGGUAGGAUUGAGGAUGUUCCCCUCGUUGUUGGCAAGCUUACUUUUCUGGUUGACUUCGUAGUCUUGGACAUCGAUGAGGGUGCCCAUACCCCCAUCAUCUUGGGGAGGCCAUUUUUGGCCACCGCGGGUGCUCUUAUUGAUGUGCAAGAGGGACUAAUCACCUUGAAAGCGGGAGAUUCAAAAGCUAGCUUCAAGCUUCCCCUUGGUGAAGGAUGUUUUGCAAAUAUGAAAAGUUGUAUGAAGGUAGAAAGUAUUGCUUAUAUUGAGAGCUUUUGCUCACAUGCUAACCCUUCUAACAAUUUUCGUGUUUCUAAGUGUGAUAAUGAGCUUUCUAGGUCCUCUCCCGAUGACAAGAAUAUCCAUGGGAUCCCAAAGGUGUUUGAGGAUAAGUUUGAUGAUGUUGUAACUGUAAUACCCCGAAAUUUUUAA